This is a messenger RNA of Erinaceus europaeus (western European hedgehog), 6546 nucleotides long. It is a transcript of the gene TLL1, whose product is annotated as tolloid like 1. Gene Ontology annotation, biological process: proteolysis. NCBI's taxonomy places the organism in Eukaryota, Metazoa, Chordata, Mammalia, Eulipotyphla, Erinaceidae. The record is from RefSeq and is a predicted model, not a curated record. Bases 377 to 3418 code for a protein of 1013 amino acids. Gene Ontology annotation, molecular function: metalloendopeptidase activity; zinc ion binding; calcium ion binding. The transcript has 21 exons.
CUUGGAAGUUUGUACGCCAGAAGGACGUCCUGGCAGGCAGAGAGCGCCGGCUCAUCGCAGCAGAGUUUGCUCUCAGCCUCUUCUCCCCGCCUCCGGGAGCCGGGCUCCUUACCUGCCCUCCGCCCACCCUUGGGCCCCUCGCCAACUUCUCCCUACAACUGGGGGAACAGGCACUUCUUGCCCUCUCCACUGUCCCGACGGCACCCGCAUGUCUCCGGACACCUGAACACCCGGGUCCCUCCGAGGAGUCUCCCAGUGGGAGAGGAAUCCCCUCCCCAAACCCUCCUUUAGCCACCCCCAUUCAGCCCCCACCAACACUGACCAAGGGCGCCCCACCUCGGGGUCCCAGCUCUCUGGUUCUUCAAGGGGGAGGAGGAUGGGGUUGCAAACGCUUUCCCUGAGGAUGCUCCUGUGGCUGGUGGCCUUGGGGAUUGUUUUCUACGGGGAGCUGUGGGUCUGCGCUGGCCUCGAUUAUGAUUACACUUCUGAUGGGAAUGAAGAGGAUAAGACAGAGACCAUAGAUUACAAGGACCCGUGCAAAGCCGCUGUGUUUUGGGGUGAUAUUGCCUUAGAUGAUGAAGACUUAAAUAUCUUUCAAAUUGAUAGGACAAUUGACCUUACACAGAACCCCUUUGGAAAACUUGGACAUAUUACAGGUGGAUUUGGAGACCAUGGAAUAUCAAAGAAACGAGGGGCACUCUACCAACUUCUUGACAGAAUAAGGAGACUUGGCUCUGGCUUGGAGCAAAACAACACAGUUAAAGGAAAAUCACCUCUAAAAUUUUCAGGACAGAAUGAGAAAAAUCGUUUUCCCAGAGCUGCUACAUCAAGAACUGAAAGAAUAUGGCCUGGAGGUGUUAUUCCUUACAUUAUCGGGGGCAACUUCACUGGCAGUCAGAGAGCUAUGUUCAAGCAGGCCAUGAGGCACUGGGAAAAACACACAUGUGUGACUUUCAUUGAAAGAAGUGAUGAAGAGAGUUACAUUGUAUUCACAUAUAGGCCAUGUGGAUGCUGCUCCUAUGUAGGUCGAAGAGGAAAUGGACCUCAGGCAAUCUCAAUCGGAAAGAACUGUGAUAAAUUUGGAAUUGUUGUUCAUGAACUAGGCCAUGUGAUAGGUUUUUGGCAUGAGCACACACGACCAGAUCGAGAUAACCAUGUGACCAUCAUAAGAGAAAACAUCCAGCCAGGUCAAGAGUACAAUUUUCUGAAAAUGGAGCCUGGAGAAGUGAACUCACUAGGAGAAAGAUAUGACUUUGACAGUAUUAUGCACUAUGCCAGGAACACCUUCUCAAGGGGGAUGUUUCUGGAUACUAUUCUCCCCUCUCGUGAUGAUAAUGGCAUACGUCCAGCAAUUGGUCAGCGUACCCAGUUAAGCAAAGGAGAUAUUGCUCAGGCAAGAAAGCUGUAUAGAUGUCCAGCAUGUGGAGAAACAUUGCAAGACUCCAAUGGUAACCUUUCCUCCCCAGGAUUUCCAAAUGGCUACCCUUCUUAUACACACUGCAUCUGGAGAGUUUCUGUAACCCCAGGAGAAAAGAUAAUUUUAAACUUCACCACAAUGGACCUAUACAAAAGUAGUUUGUGCUGGUAUGACUACAUUGAAGUACGAGAUGGAUACUGGAGGAAAUCGCCUCUCCUUGGUAGAUUCUGUGGGGACAAAGUCCCCGAAGUUCUUACUUCAACAGACAGCAGAAUGUGGAUUGAGUUUCGUAGCAGCAGUAAUUGGGUAGGAAAAGGUUUUGCAGCUAUCUAUGAAGCUGUCUGUGGUGGCGAGAUACGUAAAAAUGAAGGACAGAUUCAGUCUCCUAAUUAUCCUGAUGACUACAGACCAAUGAAAGAAUGUGUUUGGAAAAUAACAGUGUCACAAGACUACUAUGUGGGAUUGACCUUUCAGGCCUUUGAGAUUGAAAGACAUGACAACUGUGCUUAUGACUACCUAGAAAUUCGAGAUGGGACUAGUGAAAACAGCCCUUUGAUAGGACGUUUCUGUGGUUAUGAUAAACCUGAAGAUAUAAAGUCUACCUCUAAUACUUUGUGGAUGAAGUUUGUUUCUGAUGGUACUGUGAACAAGGCGGGAUUUGCUGCCAAUUUUUUCAAAGAGGAAGACGAAUGUUCCAAACCUGACCGUGGAGGCUGUGAGCAGCGAUGUCUGAACACACUGGGCAGUUAUCAGUGCGCAUGCGAGCCUGGUUAUGAGCUGGGACCUGACAAAAGGACUUGUGAAGCGGCUUGUGGCGGGCUGCUUACCAAACUUAAUGGCACCAUAACCACUCCAGGCUGGCCCAAGGAGUAUCCUCCUAAUAAAAACUGUGUAUGGCAAGUGGUUGCACCGACCCAGUACAGAAUCUCUAUGAAGUUUGAGUUUUUUGAAUUGGAAGGUAACGAAGUUUGCAAAUAUGAUUAUGUAGAGAUUUGGAGUGGCCUUUCUUCUGAGUCUAAGAUGCAUGGUAAAUUCUGUGGCGCUGAAGUGCCAGAAGUGAUCACAUCUCAGUUCAACAAUAUGAGGAUUGAAUUCAAAUCUGACAAUACAGUGUCUAAGAAGGGCUUCAAAGCACAUUUCUUCUCAGACAAAGACGAAUGCUCUAAGGAUAAUGGUGGUUGUCAACAGGAGUGUGUUAACACAAUGGGAAGCUACAUUUGUCAGUGCCGCAAUGGAUUUGUGCUGCAUGAAAAUAAACACGACUGCAAGGAAGCUGAAUGUGAACAGAAGAUUCACAGUCCAAGUGGCUUCAUCACCAGUCCCAACUGGCCAGACAAGUACCCAAGCAGGAAGGAAUGCACAUGGGAAAUCAGUGCUACUCCUGGUCACCGGAUCAAAUUAGCCUUUAGUGAGUUUGAGAUUGAACAGCAUCAAGAAUGUGCUUAUGAUCACUUGGAAGUAUUUGAUGGUGAGACCGAAAAAUCACCGAUUCUGGGAAGACUUUGUGGCAACAAGAUACCAGAUCCCCUUGUGGCAACUGGAAAUCAAAUGUUUGUCCGGUUUAUUUCAGAUGCCUCUGUUCAAAGGAAAGGCUUUCAAGCCACACAUUCUACAGAGUGUGGUGGUCGAUUGAAAGCAGAGUCAAAACCCAGAGACUUGUACUCACAUGCCCAAUUUGGUGACAACAACUACCCAGGACAGCUCGACUGCGAAUGGCUGUUGGUGGCAGAACGGGGCUCUCGGCUUGAGUUAUCCUUCCAGAUUUUUGAAGUGGAAGAGGAAGCUGACUGUGGUUAUGACUAUGUUGAGCUUUUUGAUGGUCUUGAUUCAACAGCAGUGGGGCUUGGCCAAUUCUGUGGAUCAGGGCCACCAGAAGAGAUUUAUUCAAUUGGAGAUACAGUUUUAAUUCACUUUCACACUGAUGAUACAAUCAACAAGAAAGGAUUUCAUGUAAGAUAUAAAAGCAUUAAGUAUCCAGAGACUGUGCAUACCAAAAAAUAACAUUAAAAACCUCCAUCAGAACAAAAAGGAAUUUGCAUAACUGAAAGAAGACAUUUUUUAAUAGAAGAUAUUAGCACAAGUGUUUUAUAUAUUGAGUUUGAACAGAAGAAAAUUGUAAGACCAGAAUGAUUAUCUCUGUAAUAAAAGAGAGGUUUCCAGCUUACCCUGUUCAGCUUUACCAGGAUAUUUGGACUUCAUGUUGGACAGUAUGAAUAAACUUGCAGGAAAGGGAUCAAGUGUUUCUAAGAUGACUGCAGGAUUUUUUAUUCAGAGCUUGGCAUAGACUGUUCAGUUCAGGUUCUGUGACCCUGCAGAAUGUACUUUUGAAUGAUUUUUCAAGAUUCAGGAAAAAUAAAAUGAUCUUGCUGCAGGCCAUAAACUGGAAAACCCUUUUAUCUUAGGGUAAUUGUUUUGACCUUUUAUCUUGGAUAAAAUGUAAACCAGAUCCAUAGAAGUAGUUGUGAAAUGAGAGUCUUUUGAGGGUGGUUUGUACUUUGCAUAUGUGUUUGUCUGAUGUUUGAAAACUGGAAUAUUUCAGCCUCAUUAUUUUAACUAGCAGACCAGAUUAACCUCUUUGAAACACCAAUGAUCUUGAAACCACUUCAUUUUAAUGACACAUUGAUAAAUUUGAAAUGUUGUUAGUGUCUAUUAUUGCAGUUAAACUCUUGACAUUUUUUUAUUUAAUUGCUGGAAAAUGCCUAGUUGAUUAGUAAGCUCAAUUUAUUUCUGUGGACUUACUACCUUUUCACACCAAAUCUAAGAAGCCUUGUGAUAUCUUAGGAACUUGAUGAGGAAAAAAAUCACAACAGGUGUGAUCAGGGUUCUUUUAAGUGACUGCCUGAUGGCUCAUACUCAAGUUACCACUGCUGCUAUUAUCUCUUUUGUUGAUCUGUUGUAGUUGUAAUUGUUCAUGUCAUGGUUAAUGUUGUAUUUAAAAAAAAACAAAACAUGAAAUGAAGCAGAAGUAGGUCUGGAAUGAAUUGAAAGAUCUCCUUUUUGUCCCCUUUUAUUCCUGGUUUUCAUUUUUUGUUUUGUUUUGUCUUUUUUUGUUUUUCAAUGUAGUGUUGGCAGGGGCAAGUAUUUGUUUCUGAAAAACUUUCUAUGGUGCUAUUCCAUAAACAUUUUUUAAACAAAGUUUUUGACCUUUGAGCCAACGACCUGGUGACAAUGAAUGUCUCCCUCUCUGACUGGUGGUAUUUGAAGACUAAAGAUCUGCUAAUAGUAUCAAGGGUAUAUAUAUCAUGGCAAGGGCAUCAUUUGUUCCAUGGAACAACUACUUACAAUGCCUUAGAAUUCUUGCACAUGAUAAAACUUAUUCUCCCAGAGACACACCUAAGGAAAACGUUGAACAUAAUAGUAAAUGUUAAUUAAGAGUUCUAUGAAGAAAAUCCAAUUCCAUGACUGAGAACAUUGGGUGGCAAUAUGGUGACCUGCUGGAUUUGUAGAAAAUGAGUUUUCUGCUUUUAAAGCUAUGUGUAUUUUUAAUAUUAUUGUAUAUGUAUAUGUGAGAUUGAGUGACAGAUGUUAUGAGAUCGUCAAAAGUAGUGGGCGGUGGUAAAACUAAACGUUAUGUGCCAAGUCCUACUAGAAUCCUGUCUGAAGUAAUGCUUUUCUUAGAAAGUUUCAUGGACAAAUAAUGGGAACUUCUAAUGAUUACCAACCCCAUUAAAAAAGGUUCUUUAAAGAAAUUAUAUUUUGAUAUUUUAUGUAAAUGUGUAUUGCUACAUGCAAUAGCUUUGUUUCUGUUGUAUGUCCAUGAACAUUCACAUUAAUAAAAUUGGGAAUUUCACUUCAUGUUUUUAAAAGUAAGCUGUUCACACAGAUGUAGUUUUUUUUUUUUUUUUUGGUUUUCGUACCAUUGUUGACCUGAGAAAUCUUUUUCUUGCAUAUGGAUUAUAAAUUGUAAAUACAUUUUUAAAACAGCUUUUCAUCUUUAUUGACUCUUACUUGGGAAAUGUAUAAGUAUUGCCUACAAUAUCAUGAUCUUUUGUUAGUAGAACUGAUUUCUUCCAUUAAUUCUUUUUUUUUCCAAUAAUCUUUAGUUAGCCAAAGUCUAUCAAGAGUGAGAAAAAGAGAAUUAACAUAUAGUAUACAACAUCACACCUAGUCCUAUAGUUCUUUUUAAAACUGUAUCCUGUCCUCUGAGAGCUGCAACAGUGUUUCCAUCUAGUAGUUCAGAAACUGAGACUCAAAAGAGGAAUAAUAUCUCACAGUGUAAAGUUAGGUGUUGAAACCCAACUUUCCUGAUUUCAGAAUCUGUGCUUAUUCUAGUAGAAUACAAUCCUUACAUAAAAGAUUUUUUUUAAUGUUGAGGCCUUUCUACAUAAAGUAAAUUAAAGGGUAAACUAUAGUUACAUUCUUGAUAAGUCUUUUGUUCUUUUCAGGAACAGGGUGACAAGUUUGAAUUCCAACUUACAUAUCUUUAGGAACCACAGUUAGUAUUAGAAAUUAAACAAACAAAAAAUUCUGUAAUUUGGAUUUAGUAAACAUGAACCUUGGGUUUAAAUAAAUACAUUAUUCUAUCUGGCAAUGGUAAGAAAAAUGCACUGUUUUACUUUAAGAAAUAUGGGCAUUCUGAUGGACAUCUUAUUAAGCCACAAUGAUCUAUAUCCAACAAACUGAAAAAGUACAAUAGCAUUUAAAGGAUAUAUAGAGAUAUUGCCAUAACCUAAGGUCUUCAGUGUGAACAGUAUUUUUUAUUCUAUCUUAUGUCAGGUAUCAGUUCAUUGCAUAUUUUUAUACUAAAUCAACUGGCUUAAAUAUGUUAAACACAAUUACAGACAGCUUCAGUUUUGGCUAAUGUUAUUCUAGGUAUUUUAUUAAAUUAAGUUUGUAAAUUAUUUUCAAUUGCUAUAUUACUAUAAUGAUGUGUUCUCUGUUUGCCAAAGUUCUAACACCUAUACAAUAUUCAUUGAAUAUACACAGACAAAACCUACUCCUAUCUAAUAUGAAUUUGUUAAAUUAUUUUUUAAAGUUAAGGAGAUCAUGAAAGAUGUACACAAAACAACAUUUUGAGAAAAAUGGAUGUGAUUAUAUUUCUAGAAUACUAAAUGUCUCCUAUCUGUAUUCUCUGUAUUUUUGCUGUGUAGGAUCAGCUUUAAUAAAGCACAGUGUGAGAUUUAAGUUUA